ACUUCUCACGCCGAUUGCCGCGAUUAUUCUUGACACUUGUACUAUAUACCAUGUCAACACCACAAGGCCCCGUCACCAUCAUUGGCGCUGGACCUGCUGGUCUAUGCCUCGCUCGAUAUCUCCAGCUUCACUCCGUGCCUUGCGUGGUCUAUGAGCGGGAAGAGUCUGCCGAGGCCAGGGGACAAGGCGGCACCCUGGAUCUGCAUGAGGAGAGUGGACUGUUGACCUUGAGGGAGAUUGGGCUUUUGGACGAUGCUAGAGCCAUGAUGAGGCCCGAAGGCGAGGCGAUGAGAGUGUUUGACAAGAGUGGAAAGGCAUGGAUUGACGAAUCUCCCGAGAAGAGCUCUUUUUUCCCUGAACGGCCAGAAAUUGACAGGGGCAUGCUACGUGAUCUUCUCCUCGGCUCUUUGGAACCGGGAACCAUCCAGUGGAACCAUGGCGUCGGCUCGACGAGAGUCAUCGAUAAUGAUACGUACGAAGUGACUUUUCUGGACGGCACCUCCAUUACCACCAACAUUCUCAUCGGCGCAGACGGCACAUUCUCCAGGGUGCGACCCCUCUUACACUCUACCAAGCCGACAUACAACGGUAUCAGUCUAUAUGACAUGCUCAUCCCCGAGUCUUCCAUGACUCCGUCCAUCAGAGAGUUUGUGGGGAGUGGCAUGUGCAUCGUGCUCGGGGACGGGAAAGCGUUCAUCCCCCAAAUGAACUCGGCGGGGAAGUGCAAGGUCUAUGCCGAGUUGAAAUGUGAUGAAAAGUGGCUCGAGCAGAACAAGCUGCCAGAGACUGGCAAGCGCGAAUGGAUCAACAAGCUGUAUCCGGGUUGGACAAAGGGGGUCGAGGAGUGCAUCAUGGCAGUGGAUGAGAGCACCAUCACACCGAGAAGGCUCUACGCUUUCGACUCAAAGUUCAGGUGGAGUUCAGAUCUGUCUGGAGUGACCAUCAUGGGUGACGCAGCACAUGCCAUGGCACCUUCAGGAGAGGGCGUCAAUCAGGCCAUGAAGGAUGCUCUGGAACUCGGACAAACCCUCGUAGCGGAGCUACACGCGCCCCCUCGCUUCGCCUCGCUUGCUCCUUUCCCCCUUUCGUUCUUGCCCGUCACUCAAACACCAUGCAAACCUCGAAUACGCCGGCCAGAUCCAAAACGGUUGCACAAAGCUAUACGAAGGUACGAACGGCGGAUGAUGGAACGUGUGGCACCGGAAAUGUGGACUUCGGAGGAGUUGUACAAGUGCUGGUUCGGCCCAGAUGCCGCGAAAACUUUCAAAGGCUUGUUCAAAUGGCUCAUGAUCUGGGGUGUAUGGGAUAUGGUGGUGGGCACCUUGUGGAGACCUUUGCGGGGUUUGUGGGCGUGAUCUGGUUGAGCGAUGAGCAAUCGAUAUCGAGAUGGGCUUUACAGCCGAGUAUACUGUUUCCAUGUGAUGCCUGCCAAACAUGCACGGAUGGCUGUCAGGUUGAACGUCUCAGCAUAGUCGUCGCUAUCCUAACUCCGUUCUCGUUUUAACCGAGGCGGAGGGGGAGGGGGAGGGAGCGGUGAGGGGAGGACGACUUGUCCUGCCAAAAAA
Messenger RNA from Kockovaella imperatae, 1565 nucleotides. RefSeq lists its product as hypothetical. NCBI's taxonomy places the organism in Eukaryota, Fungi, Basidiomycota, Tremellomycetes, Tremellales, Cuniculitremaceae. Gene Ontology annotation, molecular function: FAD binding. The transcript is spliced from 4 exons. The coding region runs from base 51 to 1355 and encodes 434 amino acids. The record is from RefSeq and is a predicted model, not a curated record.